UAAUAAUUAAGAACAAUGGUUUCAUUAGCUGGAGUAGAUGACGAAAGAAUAAAGAAGCCGUAUCUCGGUGGAUGGAAACAUCGAGCCACAGGUGUGAUAUAUCACAAUGCAGCAUCACAAACAGGGCCAUUAGCCGCGAACAAUGUUGAGAAUUUCUGCAGCAGAGAGGUCCAGUGUAUUAAUACCAAAGAUGAUGCAUUUCAAACUGGUAUUAACAAAGCUACGCAGAUGUGGAGGAAAGAUUGUUAUAUAUCAAGUGAGAAAGACAGAUAUAUAACAUGCGGAAUUUAUGAAACCGCUGAAGAAGAAGAAAUUCGUAAAAAUAAAAAAGCGAUAAUUAUUCAACGAUGCUACCGAUCAUGGAAGCUCUUAAAAAAUAUAAAAUUUUGUGCGAUGGCUUAUCGGAAGCUCAGAGACGACUGUACGAAACACGAGGAAGAGAAAAUAAAAUUACACGAGGAGCGCAACAGACUCGGGGUAAUUCGUCAGGUGUAUCCCCAAAAACGCGCAGACUUUGAUAAGAUUUUAGCGCUAAUCGAAACAUGGCGACAGUGGAACCAGCAGCGGAUUCGCCGCAACUUUUUCCGAGGCGGAAUGACAGCAGAGAAUCUUCGGAUGCUGGAAAAAAUAAGAGAAAUGUUGAAAGACGUGGACAAGCAUCGGCGUUCUAUUAGAGACGAGCGUACAAGUAAACAGCUCACCGAGUUCUUGACAUUUCAUAGUGAACCAGUCAGGUGGACUGGAUACAAAGGCAAACUCAUUGAAAUGGUCACGUUGAGAGUACAGAGAGCUCGUGAGCUGAAGAAUCUCUAUGACCUACUAGUCAACGAGAGCUAUUGUAGCAUUGAGAAACGAAUCGAAAUGUUUAUUCAUCUCAAGUAUGCUCUCAGUCUCCACAAUUGUUAUCCUGCGUUAGAUCUUGCGGAUUUGAUUGAACAAAAAAUUUUAUUACUGUCUCGUGGACUUGGAUCUUCGUUAGUAAAUUUGGAUAAAAGAAUAUCAAUCGGUUUUUUAUAUUUUGCGCGGAAUUCUCACGACUGCUGCUCGAAAAGUGAACCGGAGGAAGAACUGAGUGAGCGGACCGACAAAGACAAGUUGUUGUGUCGCAGUUGUAUGAAAUUAAUGGGACGUAAAAAAUUUAACGCUGAUGCUGGAGUUAAAAAAUUAUCUAAAUGCAUCAGCUGCACGUGGCUCUAUCAUCAGAAUGUCAAAAAAAUAGACUACGAUCCUUAUAGCUGUCUAUUAAAUGACAUACGCGCGGAUGAGUUUGGUAAAAAGUGUUUUUCUAGCCUCCUGUAUGUGAUUCAAGAGCCAGAAAUGUAUCAUUUAGUUAAAAAUAUUUGGCACGGACGGUCGAUAGUAAGCGAGGUCGAUGACAUUUAUCGCUUGAGGCUUGUCAGGUUCCACGUAAAUCAAGAAUGGGCUCCUUGGAAUUGUAUUCUGCUUACUGAAGAAGAGAGCAAAGCUCAUUAUUAUAUCACAGAUCUCAGCUCUGUGUACUCAAAGCAAUUGCUUUAUAAAAUUUAUUUAAUUCAUGAGACUGCUAGAAGUCAUUUUCAGGAUUUAAUAAAACUUGAAAAAAAAUUUCGCGCUUCACUUGGGUAAAAAAAAUUUAUUGAAACUUGAAAUGAAAUAAAAAAUCCACUAGAGAUAUUCGAUAAUUAUCAAGUACAAGGCAUCAAGUUUUUAAAAAUAAAAAAAAAUAUAAAUUGGAUUUUAAAUAUUUUUUACUGAUCAAUGGGCACCGCAAGCUCCGGAAACGACUCGUCCAUAAAUCUAUCGAUCAAACAAUCUCUAGAGAACCUUACAGUAUUAAAUUUAAUCUCCGCACCACGAACUGAACAAACAGAAAUUCCUCAAGAGCUCUUAUGGAAUUUUGCGUAUACUCUAGUGUCAGAUUUUAAUCAGUUUUCAGAGUUAAUUUUCAAGCUGCUUAUCUUAGCCGUUGCUUCGCUUAUAAUAAUUAUUGUUUCACCACCGGGUUCCUCGAGUUUACUACGUGGGAUUGCGUUGCUCUGAGGAUCUCAAAACGUCGAAAUCUGAAGAAAACUCGAUUUUCAAAAAAGAAACUGCACCCAGUAUCUUCCCUUUCUUUUUAAUUUUCAAUUUUCACAGCGGGAAGUCAAAAAAAAUUUGAACGCUAUUCGAUCCUUGAUGUUUUUAUUUUAUUAAAAAAGAAGUCAGUAAAUUAACUAGAAUAUUAUUUUAAUAACUAGCAUAAUAUGUAAAUGAAAUAAAAAAGUUCCAGCGAAUAUCUAGUCUAGUUUAUAAAUAUUAUAGAAGUAUAUAUAAGUAACUCUUGCUGUAAUUUUUUUAUUUUUCAUUUCACUGGGUAUUCUUACAGCCAA
This is a messenger RNA of Microplitis mediator, 2348 nucleotides long. RefSeq names its product IQ and ubiquitin-like domain-containing protein. Gene Ontology annotation, cellular component: acrosomal vesicle; motile cilium. Bases 16 to 1605 code for a protein of 529 amino acids. The transcript has 6 exons. Gene Ontology annotation, biological process: cilium assembly. The record is from RefSeq and is a predicted model, not a curated record. Lineage: Eukaryota; Metazoa; Arthropoda; Insecta; Hymenoptera; Braconidae.